AAAGAAAAGAGCUUCAUUGUGGAAGGCAAGAGAGAAAAGAAGAAAGUAGAGAGAUUGACAAUGCAAGUGUCUUCCUUACAAAGAGAGCCAUUUACAAUUGAACAAGGUAUCCUCAUUAAAGAAGAACGUGGGUCAGUUCAGUGGCUUUCCAUUUGAAAAAGGCAGUACCCAGUAUAAAAAGAAGGAAGAAAUGCUGAAAAAGUUUAGGAAUGCGAUGCUAAAGAGCAUCUGUGAGGUUCUUGAUUUAGAGAGAUCAGGCGUGAACAGCAAACUAGUGAAGAGGAUCUUGAAUUUCUUAAUGCAUCCAAAGCCUUCCGGCAAACCAUUGCCAAAACCCAAAAAAUCCUCAAGCAAAGGUAGUAAAAAGGAACGGAACAGUUCUGGAACAACAAGGAAGUCAAAGCAAACCAAAUGUCCUGAAAUUCUGUCAGAUGAAUCUAGUAGUGAUGAAGAAGAGAAGAAAAAUAAGGAAGAGUCUUCAGAAGAUGAAGAGAAAGAAAGUGAAGAGGAGCAACCACCACAAAAGACGUCUAAAAAAGAUAAAGCAAAACAGACAGCUGCUGCUAGAAGUAAAAAGUCUGUAAAAAGUGCUAAUGUUAAGAAGGCAGAUAGCAGCAGCACCAAGAAGAAUCAAAACAGUUCCAAAAAAGAGUCUGAACCUGAACAUGGUUCUGAUGAUGAACCAUUAAUUAAAAAAUUGAAAAAACCACCUACAGAUGAAGAGUUAAAGGAAACAGUGAAGAAAUUACUGGCUGAUGCUAACUUGGAGGAAGUCACAAUGAAGCAGAUUUGCAAAGAGGUAUAUGAAAAUUAUCCUGCUUAGGAUUUAACUGAGAGGAAAGAUUUCAUUAAAACAACUGAAAAAGAGCUAAUCUCUUAAGCUAGAGGACAGAUGGCUUGUUCUAAGAUUUGAAGAUACGAUUUAUACCAGCAAAGAGAAUGUAUUUUCUUUUUUAAGUCUAUUGUUGGUAGAACUCGCUGCUGACCCUUUUGAGUGUUACAUAUAUUUGAGCUUGCUGUUUUAAAUUGCAUUUCCUUGCAGUUUUCAGUUUAAAGUCUUGCAUGGCAGUAAAUGUUCCUUGCUUUUUAUAGUUGUACGUUUUGGAUUUCUUUAUUGUAAGGUCAUAGAUUUCUGAACUGUUUGUGAAUUUUAGUGCACUUAAUGUUAGCUUAAGACACUUUUAAUUGAAGCAAAAAACUAUAUAACUAUAACCAGCAUUUAUACGUGCAGAGACUAUUGCAGAAUUUAGUAUAUGAGAUAUUUUGGAAUAUACCUUCUGUCAGUGUGAAAACGUAGUGGCAGUUUCUUCAUCAUAUUAGAGCAUAGCUGUUCAGAUGACCGAGUUGGAACUUUUCACGCAUGUGUAUAUAUGUCAGGUUGUCAGCAUGACAGAAGUGACAGAUGUUAUUUUUGUAUUUUUAAAAACCAAUUUGUUGUAUAUAAUUUUUUAAAAUUUCUUUUGUGCAGAUCAAUUUUUAACUUGUAACUAAAGAAUGUCAGUGUUCAGCCAGGCAGCAUAACAGAGCAGUUAGUUCAGUGUUGCAGCACUGAAGGACUGUCCAGUUCUGCUUUGCCCUGAAAGUGUCAUCAAUUUUUGUGGUAUGUUAAAAGUGUCAUAGAAAUUUUAUACUGAGGAUAAACCAAAAUCAACACAUCAGAGUUUCAAAAACUGGGGAAGGGUGAGCAUACUUGGCUUAUAUAAGUGAACUGGUAGUAACUAAACUUUGACCAUAUAAAUUUUAGAUACCUGACUUCCUUCAUAAUUAUGAUUCAAAGUAUCAUCAGAUGUAAUGCCAGAUGAUAGUAUAAAAGUAUCAGAUGGUAAUGCCGGGAAUGUAGGUAUCUUUGAAAGUAUUUCUCAAAAAACCAUACAUUAAAUUUCUUUGAAGUAAGUAUUAUGGAAUCAAGGCUGUUUGAUUUUAAAUUUUGGUCAAUCAAGAUUUUUAGGUGAUAAACAUGGACUGUCCCUGAAUUUAAAUUUUGUCUUUUGACUGUCCUGAUAAAUUAUUUCUGAAUUAUAAAAAUAAGCUGCUUGACAAUUGAUGUACCAACUGAGUGUUUAAUUUUCACAUCGUAAAUCAAAUAUAUUAAAAUAAUGCUGAACAUUAA
This is a messenger RNA of Peromyscus californicus insignis, 2110 nucleotides long. Its product is annotated as protein DEK-like. The transcript has a single exon. The record is from RefSeq and is a predicted model, not a curated record. Lineage: Eukaryota; Metazoa; Chordata; Mammalia; Rodentia; Cricetidae. Gene Ontology annotation, cellular component: nucleus. Gene Ontology annotation, biological process: chromatin organization; regulation of double-strand break repair. Gene Ontology annotation, molecular function: DNA binding; histone binding. The coding region runs from base 191 to 823 and encodes 210 amino acids.